Physcomitrium patens is the source of this 2673-nucleotide messenger RNA. RefSeq names its product jasmonoyl--L-amino acid synthetase JAR4. NCBI's taxonomy places the organism in Eukaryota, Viridiplantae, Streptophyta, Bryopsida, Funariales, Funariaceae. Gene Ontology annotation, molecular function: acid-amino acid ligase activity. Gene Ontology annotation, cellular component: cytoplasm. The record is from RefSeq and is a predicted model, not a curated record.
CUCUUCCACCCCACUUGGAUUCUAGCUCGGGAAUCGAGACCAUUCCCGACCAGUCGCGUCGCCGCUGCGUGCUCAUGAGCUGCUUUUCUUCCCUCGCGUAGUUUGGUCACACUUCUCGUCUGAACCCAUGUUAUCUAAUCUUGUUUAGUGUUGCAGUUGUUGUUGUUGUUGCUGUUCUCCUUGUUCCCCCUCCCUUCUUCUUACGGCGGAGAGUUCUGGUUACCGCUGCUCUUGGUCUUUUACAUUUCGCGCUUUUAGAUUUUGGGCGUACUGGCUUGCAUCUUGGUUAUUGUUGAUUGAGGGGCUCUGCUAUGGCAUCUGAGGUCGCGAAGCCGGUGGAGAAUGGAAUCCAUCCCAAACUUGAGCAGUCUUUCGACGCCCCGGCUGCGACUAAGCCUAGCAAUUCGGAGCUGUUGAAGCUUCACCGAGAUGGAGUUCCGUUCGUUAUGCCGAGCAAGCGAGGGAUUGACACUACCGCUCCAGAUUUUGACCCCCAGGAUUUUCUGGACUUGUUGGCAGAGGAUGUGAUGUUUAUCCAGCAUGAAAAGCUCCGGGAGAUUUUGGAGGUGCAGGCAGACGUCGAAUACUUGCGACGUGUCGGGCUGAACGGGCGCACCGACGUCGAAAGUUUCAGAAAGUGUGUGCCCAUUGUGAGUUAUGGUGAUUUGGAGGCUGACAUCAUGCGAGUGGUGAACGGUGAGAAGACGCCCAUCUUCACCGUUGAUCCCAUCGUCACCCUGAAUUUGAGCUCAGGAACUACAGCUGGGAAACCCAAAUUUAUUCCCUCAACAACGAGAGCAUAUGAGUAUUUCAUGUUCCUACAGACCUUUGUAACUUCCAUAUAUCGCAGAGAAUUUCCAGGGUACAAGGAUGGCACGAGCUUUACUCUGGCCUUCGCUGGAAAGCAGAUUGAUACACCCUCGGGGAUCAAAGCCGGCGCACAGAGCACCAAUCACUUCAGAGGUCCAAUGUUUCGGAACCGAGUUAGGAACGCCAACCGUGAGUAUUGCGUCCCAGACGAGGUGAUUCUGUCCGAUGACACGACUCAGAGCAUGUAUUGUCACCUUCUCUGCGCGCUGGCUCAAGCUCCCGAGAUCGUCAAAGUGUACGGGACAUUCGCAGCCAGCAUUGUCUCUGCAGUCCGCGCACUUCAAAAGCAUUGGUCAGAGAUCGUGGAGGACAUCAGAACCGGCACACUGAACGCCAAGAUCACGGAGCCGGAGAUGAGAACUGCGGUUCAACAGAUGCUGCAUCCUAACCCAGACCUUGCAAGUAGGAUCGAGGAAGAGUGCUCGAAGGAUAAUUGGGAGGGCAUUCUCCCGCGGCUAUUUCCUAACGCGCAUUUCGUCAGCUGUGUCAUCUCCGGGAGCAUGCUACAAUAUGCGCCUGCGUUGAAGCAUUUCUCAGGCCAUUUGCCGACGAUCUCCCUCGCAUACGCAGCUUGCGAGUGCUCCUUCAUUGGCUUCAAUCCCUCUAUGAAAUGCGCACCCGAGGAUAUCACCUACAUGCUGUGGCCUGAAACUGCAUAUUACGAGUUUAUCCCGCUGGAUGAGGAUAGUAAUCCGGAACAAGAUGGCGAUGUUGUGAGGACAGUGGAGGCUUGUGACCUUGAAGUCGGCAGACAAUACGAGCUUGUGGUCACAAACGUUAUCGGUUUAUACAGGUACCGCCUGGGCGACGUACUAACAAUGAAAAGAUUCCACAAGACGGCACCCGUGUUCGAGUUCGUGCGACGGAAGAACGUAAUCCUGAGCGUACACACGGACAAGACCGACGAGAAGGAGCUGCAAUCAGUGGUGAACCUAGCCACCGAGGCGCUAGCGGGCACCGGCAUGGAGCUAUCCGAUUACACGAGCACGGCCGACGUAUCCACCCUGCCGGGCCGGUACGUCAUCUUCUGGGAGAUGGUGGAUAGCAGCGACUUGGACUACGACGUGCUGCAACAUUGCGCCAACACGCUCGACGCGAACUUCAACAGCGAUUACCGGCGGUGGCGAUCCGGCCAUCAGAUCGGUCCACUGGAGCUGCGUAUCGUGAAGGAGGGGACGUUCAAUCGCGUGAUGGAUUCUGCCGUGGCGCGAGGCGCCUCGCCAUCGCAAUACAAGCCUCCUCGGUGCGUGAACAAUCCCCACACGCGGCAAAUCCUCGACGACGGCCUCGUCGCUUCAUUCCACAGCACCAUCACGCCGAACCCCGCCCCAAUCGCCCUCACCGGGUCCUAAAACCGUGUAUUUGGGGGCGCAAUACCGACCCAUCCCUCGUGGCAGUGUUUAACGUGGAAUUAACUGAGUGUACACGUUUUCUCGUAAAUGCUCUUCAUUUCAUUGUACUCUAUUAUUGAUUUACUUUAUAUAAAUGUUUUCUAUACUUAUACUCCAAGGCAAGUUCUAGGAGGCUUCUGUACAUGGUUGGUAAGAGGUGGUGUAAUCCUUAUGGUUUCACAUUUGAUUCCAAUUGAUGCAUUGAUCUCUAUAUUUAAUUUUAGGGGAACUGUAUCUUCUUGAGAGUUGCUUUAGCCUCCUUAUUUUUAGUUAUUUUUAUUUUGAUUGUUAUUAUUAUUCUUGAAUUGGGGUUCCAAAUUCAAAUAGUAAAGUAGGCAUAUUCUAAAAGAUCGUACUUGUCCAAACUAUUUACUUGGAUAAAUACAAAGCUCAAAUAUGUUUUAAAUGUUUU